AUGGCAAAAAAAUGGGCAAUUGAAAAUGUAGAUAAGUUGUUAAAAGAUGUCAUGGGGAAUGAUAAAGAUUUUGAUGGAAAAGUCAUCGUUUUUGGAGGAGAUUUCAGACAAGUAUUGCCGGUUGUUCCUAAAGCUACAGUCUACCAGACUAUAUUAGCAAGUUUGGUUAAUUCUUAUUUAUGGGGCAGAAUGAAAAAGAUCACUUUGUCCAUAAAUAUGAGAUCAUCAAAGAAUGAUCCACAAUUCAUCAAAUUCUUACUAAGUGUUGGAAAUGGUGAAGAACCGAUGGAUGAUGAAGGUAAUAUCAAAAUUCCAGAUGAUAUGGUAAUUGAGUAUGACAAUGAAGAAAAUUCUUUGAAAAGACUUAUCGCAGCCAUUUUUCCGAGUUUAGCAAGGAAUGCAUAUUCGGCGGAGUACAUGACGAAUCGAGCAAUAGUAACGCCAAAAAAUGAGCAUGUGGAUAAGCUGAAUGAUAAGUUGAUAUCCAUGUUUCCUGGAGAAGAACAAAUUUUCAACAGUUUCGAUGAAGCUAUUGACCAGACAAACAUAAACUAUGACGUCGAUUUUUUGAACUCUUUGACUCCAAAUGGAUUACCUCCACAUAAGUUGGCCUUGAAGAAAAAUUGUCCAAUAAUUCUUUUAAGUCUAACAAAUACGCAUCUUUAG
Molecule: messenger RNA, 666 nt
Organism: Salvia miltiorrhiza (redroot sage)
Lineage: Eukaryota; Viridiplantae; Streptophyta; Magnoliopsida; Lamiales; Lamiaceae
Exons: 1
Coding region: 1-666 (221 amino acids)
Biological process (GO): DNA repair; telomere maintenance
Molecular function (GO): DNA helicase activity
Source: RefSeq, a predicted model, not a curated record